CAUCGUUCGCUUCAGCACCGCACCCCACCUCUAUAUCCCCACCAUCGCAUCCAACCGCAUUUGCUCGCUCUGCCAACGCCCGUCCGUGAGCAUACAAAGGAUACACCGACGUCCCCUGAAAUCGGCCAAGCGCUCCUUCGGACAAGGGAAUCAAGCUUGUGCGGCGGAGGACAUGUGAAGCUGGGAGGAAGAGUAGACAAGGAUGCGGAAGGUGGAUGCCUGGCAAUUUCGCUCUUCGAUGGAUUCAGUUGAACUCGAAGACAGUGGUGAACACCAACCGUCUCUGGAAGUUUCCCUUGCUUCAGAUGUGAUAUAUGAUGACGCACCUGUAUGUCCGUGCAUUGGGAGUGACCACCAGGCAGAAAUCCCGAAUCUGUCCACAGAGGAUGAGCGUCAGCAGCUCAUGACCAGCUCGCCUGGAGGCGUGCUACCUGGUUUUGAUUACCCUGUUACGAUUGGGUUAGCUAUACCGGUCAUAUGGGGACCAAGUGAAGUCCGUAAGGAGGAAGAAUUAGGAAGGCAUCAUUCUUCAGAAACCAAAGCAAGAGCCAUCAGCCAGGAUGAGGAUCGUCCUGUAACCUCAGUUUGUCCAACCAGCAAUGAUAUGAGUGACCAUGAUUCAACAUAUCAGGAUCCACAGCCCAUGGUGCCUGUAGAUCAUGUAGAAUCUGGCAGUAAUCGAGCACAUGCCGAGAACUUGGCCCCGUGUUCUACACAAGAAGGCCACAAUUUUACUAAUAAGCCAAUGACGCAGGAAGGGGAAAUUGAUCAAUUUAUUCCGCUGCCGUGUGCAUCCACUUCCCUUUGGAGUGGUAUUGAGGCAGAAUGUUUUCUGCUCGGGCUUUACAUUUUCGGCAAAAAUCUAAGUCUGCUGAGCAGGUUCCUUGGUAACAAGACUAUUGGGGAUGUGCUUUCCUACUACUAUGGAAAGUUCUACAAAAGAGACGCGUAUAGAAGAUGGUCGGAUUGCAGAAAAGCACGAACUAGGAGAUGCAUUCUCGGGGAACGCAUUUUUACAAGUUGGCGGCAGCAGGAGAUUAUUUCUCGUCUUAAAUCUGUAAUACUCAAUGAAGCUCAUGAUUCGUUGCUGGAGAUUUUCAAAUCUUUCAACGAUGGACAAACAUCUUUAGAAGAUUUUGUCUUUGCUCUGAAAUCCACUGUUGGAACAGAAGCUCUUGUGGAGGCUGUUGGAAUUGGUAAAGAGAAACGUGAUUUGACUGGAUUUGUUCUGGACCCAUCUAAGCCAAACCAAGUUCCAAAUCAUCCUGACAUGCCUACAGGCAAAGACUGUUCAUCGCUUGCUUCGGAAGAGAUAAUUAAGUUCUUAACAGGCGAUUUCAGAAGAAGCAAGACAAGAUCAAAUGAUCUUUUCUGGGAAGCUGUCUGGCCCCGUUUGCUUGCAAGAGGGUGGCAUUCAGAGCAGCCAAAAGAUGUCAGCACAACUAAGAAUUCCCUUGUGUUUCUUGUGCCAGGUAUAAAGAAAUUCUCAAGAAGUAAACUCACUAAAGGUACUCAUUAUUUUGAUUCUGUCAGCGAUGUCCUUAAACGAGUGGCAGCGGAUCCCAUCCUUCUUGACCUAGAGGUUGGCGGAUUGGCCAAUGAUAUUACUGCCGAGGAAAAUGGCUAUGACACAGACGUGAAAAAUAACCAAGAUGAUCCUUUGGAUGGUAAUCAGGAGCUUCCAAGGUUCACAAUUAUUGAUACUACCUUGGUACAAGGACAAGAGCCCUUCAGAAUCAGGGAGAUGAGGAGACUACCUGCUGAUGCAAAAGUUCGUUCUGUCCCUUCACGCCAAUCACGCAAGGUUGUGACUGUCAGUUCAUCGGAGGGGUCAGAUGCAGAUGGUCGAUUGUCAGAUGACCAGGAAUAUCGUGGACCAGUUACAACUGAUGUUAACGACACUGAAAUCUUUUCAGUGCGCAAUGUAAAGAAAGAAACCCAAGUUGAUUCGUUGCAAAACAUGGUGACUGCAUCAUGCUCAGAUUUUCCAGUCAAUGGUCAUUCUUCUAAUGGCAGUGGUAACGAAAUUGAUUUGACAUGCUUAUUUGAGCCCAAAACAAAAACUGAAAGGCGCAAGUAUUUAUCACCAGUGUCAAAGCGCAGAAAAUUAUCUAGCUGUAACAAUGACCAGACCAGCCGGCGCAGCUUUCCUUUCUCCAAGGGAGUUGGUUCAACAAAAGAGAAAAUCAAGCCACUGUCAACCUCGUCAAAACCAACUGUCGGUGAUGUUUCUGGUAAUUCUCAGAUCAAAGAGAAAAUCAAGCCACUGUCAACGUCAUCAAAACCAACUGUCGGUGAUGUUUCUGGUAAUUCUCAGAUCAAAGAGAAAACCAAGCCACUGUCAACGUCAUCAAAACCAACUCCACUGUCAACACCAUCAAAACCAACUGUUGGUGAUGUUUCUGGUAAUUCUCAGAUCAAAGAGAAAAUCAAGCCACUGCCAACCUCAUCAAAACCAACUGUUGGUAAUGUUUCUGGUAAUUCUCAGAUCAAAGAGAAAAUCAAGCCACUGCCAACCUCAUCAAAACCAAUUGUCGGUGAUGUUUCUGGUAAUUCUCAGAUCAAAACGGUUGCAAGAUGUUCCACAGAGAAGCCACGCGAGCAGGUAAGAGGUGCAUCAAACACUCUUACCAAUGACAGGUCAAGUGAGAAGAUGAAAGUGAAGAACUUAUAUGAGGACAAAUCAUUUGAGCGCAAGGUCGAUGCUCUGCCUGAAGUUCAUUCAAAGAUCACCAUCGGUGAGACAAAAUUUGCGAAAGGGGCUCAAGCUAGUAGUUCGGUUGGUCAGGUUAAACAGGAGACACCACUUGAUAGCAUGACAGGUGCAAUUGUAUGUGUCACUUUAUCAGACGAUGAUGAUUACAUGAUGGCUGAGGAAGCUCCCUCCAUUUCCAGCAGCGAUCAGGUCCGUGAUCCAGAGGUAGCAGAACGACCCAUGGCUAUGGUACAACCUGCUAGUUCACAAGCUGAUUUGGCUCCGCAGGCGGAUUCUCGGAGGCAUGGAACCAGAAACAGGCCUCCCACAGCAAAAGCUCUGGAAGCACUUGCCUUGGGGCUCAUUGGAAAGCGCAAGGGCGAACCCAAAAGCCCUGGAACAAGAAGGCCUCCCCAGCGAGCUCGCAAAUCCAGUAAAAAAUCGGUUCAUACACCUACCGGCAGCGACACCGACAAAUCCAGCAUGGAUGCUGAUGCGCAACUGUGAGCGGAUCGUUAUGCAUUUUGUUGGUGUAAGCUUACACCAUAUCAGCAUUUUGGACGAUCGGUAUCCAGCGAGAACAUUUGAGGGCUUCCGACUUCAACUAGAGACGCCUGCGUCGAUUAAUCUUCCCUUCGGAGGCGCCUUCCAUCUUGUGAUAUGUAAUAUAACAAUGCGACGGCAAGGUGUGGAGAUGGUUGGCCGAUUGACUAUCUUGCAAUGCGCUCCCUCGGUUUCUAUUUAGCUUGCAGACUUGUAUGCCAAUCAAGGAUUGGGAAAUGCAACUUGUACUGGUGUAGAAAGAGUUGAUACCAUAUUGGGCUAUUGACCAGUUCGCUUUUCUUA
Molecule: messenger RNA, 3541 nt
Organism: Aegilops tauschii subsp. strangulata
Lineage: Eukaryota; Viridiplantae; Streptophyta; Magnoliopsida; Poales; Poaceae
Source: RefSeq, a predicted model, not a curated record